AUGACGGACGUCAUGGAAAAGCAACUAAGACUUUAUGGUUCAAUUAAUCGAUUCCUGGAUAACGUUAAGAAAAUCGGACGAAGCAACCUGACCGCCGCUAAGUUGCGCUCUCGCAUUACCGCCUUAAAGGAGCUAUGGUUGCAGUACCAGGACGGGCACGAUCACCUGGCGAGAAUCACCUCUACUACCGACCAGAAAUCCUUCGACUACUUCAAGGACUCCUACUACGAAGCAGCCGAGGACACCUUCCACGACACCCUUGAUCAGCUGACCGAGCGCCUGGAGAAGUUCGAUCCAGUUGUGAGUCCCAAUCAGUCAUUUUUCGGUGGUAUCUCGCGAGCGGAUGCGGCAGCGGUAGCGUUUCCGGUUUUACCUGCUAUACAAUUACCAAACUUUUCCGGCGAUUAUUCGGAUUGGGAGCAUUUUCGCGACCGUUUUACCACGCUAAUCCGCGAGAACAAAGAGCUCACAAACUAUUCGCGAAUGCAUUAUCUUGUCUCUUGCUUGAAGGGUCGCGCGCUCGAUUGUAUUUCCGACCUGGCGAUCACCUCCGAUAAUUUCGUGAUCGCAUGGCACAUCUUAACUGCGCGAUUUGAGAAGACUCAACGUCUCGUACAUGUUCAUCUCGACGCGUUAUUGAAUUUACCGGCUGUCCGGCGUGAACAAGCUUCGGAGUUACAAUUCCUUCUGGAUCAAGCACGUAAAAGCAUAGCAGCUCUAACAAAUUUGAAUCGUAACCCGGGAUCUCUGUGGAACGAUUUUAUAGUGCACGUCAUCGUGAAGAAACUUGACCCAAUAACAAGAAAAGCGUGGAACUUAAAGGAGAGUAGCGACAACAGUCCGACUUCCUAUGAGCAGCUUGUGCAAUUUUUAACACAAAGACCCAGUGCUCUUGAAUACGAUACAGGGAGCGUCCCCUGUAAGCUUGUAACGAAUUCCGGAAAACCCUCACGCGUUCACGCCACCACCGCAUCUGCCGCUUCAACUCCGCAGUGCCCGUUGUGCAAAAGGGAGCAUUUUUUUUACACGUGCUCUACGUUCGUUAGCAAAAUCCCUUGCGAGCGUCGAAGUUUUAUUCAGAAUCAAAAAAGAUGCUUUAAUUGUCUUAGCGCGAAACAUUCCGUUAAGGAUUGCCAAAGCAAAUUCUCAUGUCGUGCGUGUAAAAAAAGGCAUCAUUCGCUUCUGCAUACUGCUUCGGACGACCAAAAGGCGAUAGAGAUUAAGUCUUUAAGCAGUUCGUCCUCUCAAAUCGAGCAAAAUGUCGCGCCGAUCUACGAAGCAAGUGCGUUUCUUGCUUCAAUUCCGCCGCAGCCACGUUCUCAAGUGCUUCUCGCGACUGCGUGGGUACGAGUCGAAUCCGCGGGUCGCACCGUCGUCGCGCGAGCCCUUCUCGAUCAGGGCUCUGAAAGGACAUUUAUUAACGAAUCCUUGGCUCAAACCUUGCAAGUUAAACGCGAACGCGCCCAGGUUUCCGUUUCCGGGGUCGGAGAUACAAGCGCGGGUAUCGUUCGAACGGCCGCGUCGAUAAAUAUCUACCCGCGCCUCUCCCCUCAUCCAAAGUUCAACACGACCGCUCUUAUAUUGCAAACAUUGACCGCCUAUCAUCCCCGGCGAGCAAGUGACAUAUCGUCCUUUGCUCAUCUCGCCGAUCUCGAGUUAGCCGACGCCUUUCCUUUCAGUUCCGAUCCUAUAUCCCUUAUCAUCGGAGCGGACUUGUACUCUGAGAUCAUCUUAGAAGGCAUACGAAAAGGAAAGUCGGAUCAGCCGAUAGCGCAAAAUUCUGCUCUGGGCUGGAUCAUAUCCGGGCCCAUCGAUUCAGCACAUCAUAACUCGGUGAUCUCCUCCGGCACCGUUAGACACGACUCGCUGAUAAUGUCGAUCAAAUCGGGAGACCGGGAUCCGCUUAAAUCAAACUCCUAUAACCAUGUCAUUAGUCUUCUCUCUCUGGCUCACGAAAUUCAGCGCUUUUGGGAGUCCGAAGAGAUACCGAGGGAAAUACCGCUGAGCGCCGAAGACGAAAGGUGCGAGAAACAUUUUUGUAACACGCAUACUCGCGAUGAGACCGGUCGGUACAUCGUGCGGCUCCCUUUUAAACGAGAUCCGCCUAUCGAUAUCGGAGAAUCUAGAACGAGAGCCGAGAGGAUGCUGAACUCGCUGCGUCGCAAAUUAGCUGUUUCUCCCGCAUCCGAAAAUUCCUACCGCGAAUUUAUGACCGAAUACGAGACUCUCGGCCACAUGCGACUUGCGCCGACCUUUAAAUCGAUGAACUGUCAGACUGUUUAUUUGCCUCAUCACGCGGUGAUCCGCAAAAGCAGCACGACAACACGUCUUCGCGUUGUUUUCAACGCGUCAAGCGUAACAUCCAACGGGUCGACCUUAAAUAAUCAUUUGUUGUCUGGACCGAAAUCACAGACCGAUAUAGUAUCGGUUCUAUUGCAGUGGCGACAGCAUCGGUACGUUUAUGUCGCGGAUAUUACCAAAAUGUAUCGACAAAUUCGUGUCGAUCAUCGCGAUUUAUACUAUCAGCGCAUCCUCUGGUUCAAAUCCGAAGACGCGGAAAUUCAAGAAUUUCAAUUGCUCACGGUUACAUACGGUAUGGCCUGCGCGCCGUUCCUCGCUCUCCGCGUGUUAAAGCAACUAGUGCAGGAUGAAGGCUCGCGAUUCCCCCUCGCCGUUCCUGUCAUGAGUCACAAUAUUUACAUUGACGAUUUGCUUUUCGGCGACGACGACAUACAGCGAAUCGGGCAAACGCGCGAUCAAGUGCGUUCGUUGUUACGCUGCGGCGGAUUUGAACUGAAAAAAUGGGCGAGUAAUUCCGCCAGCCUUCUCGCGUAUAUCGACAAAACCGAGCAUUGCAUGACACGCGAUAAACUAUUAAAACCCGACGCUCGAGUUAACAUUCUGAGGAUAAAUUGGAACCCCAUCCGCGACGCUUUUGUUUUUUGUGUCUCUUUAGACGAGAAACUGCCGAGUAACAAACGAGCCAUCUUAUCGACAAUCGCUAAACUUUACGACCCGUUGGGAUGGGUAACCCCUGUUGUCAUAUCUGCAAAAAUAUUCAUGCAGAGCCUGUGGCAUGCGAAUCUCACUUGGGAUGAACCGCUCCCUUCGGAAUUACGCGUCGCAUGGCAUUCUAUUUACUCGAAACUCGCAAGCCUCCACGGAUUGCAGAUCGCGCGCUGGACCGGGCUCACCUCAACUCGUAGUAGCUGCACGGAUUCGCUGACGCUUCGAGUCACGCCUACGCCGCCUCCGUUUAUCUCAAGGUCGUUUCGGAAACUGGUGACGUCUCUAUAA
Molecule: messenger RNA, 3297 nt
Organism: Odontomachus brunneus
Lineage: Eukaryota; Metazoa; Arthropoda; Insecta; Hymenoptera; Formicidae
Exons: 1
Coding region: 1-3297 (1098 amino acids)
Source: RefSeq, a predicted model, not a curated record